UAAUUAUUUAUAAAUGGAUCAGAAUUAUGAUAAUGACAAUAUUAUAAUAUUUGUUAAGUCUGGAAGCACUUUAAUCUUAUUCCUAAUUAUUUUGUUUACAGCAAAUCUUCCAUACAAAUCAAAGACAUUUAGGGAAAACAAAGUAUGCAUCCAUAUUUUAUUUUUAGCCAUUAGUAUCAAUUUCUCAAGCAUUCUCAGGAGGAUUAUUUUUAUCAGUUGCACUUUUACAUUUAUUACCUGAAUCAUAAGAAAAAUAUGAAACAUCCUAAAAUUUUUAAGAAAAUCCUAAAAAAGAAAUAUUUCCAUUUCCAUUUCUAAUUUCCAUACUUAGUUUUGCUUUGAUUUUAUUUAUUGAAAAAAUUGUUACCAAUCAUAAACAUGCACAUUCAGAUGUAUUAAUUUUAUUAUUAUAAAUUAGCAUGUUGAUGUACAACCUACAUAAAAUGUUGAAUUACUUAAGUCAGAUGAAAGUAUCUGUUGUAGUCAAAUAGGAGCAUGUUGCAAUUAAGUUGAAAGUUAAGCAUAAGAAGAUGUUUUAAGAAAUGCUAUAUCUUCUUAAGUAAAGAUGGCAUAAAGAGUAGGCUUUAAUGAAAUAAAAAAUAAAACUAAAAUUAAAAAAACUAAUAAAUCCUCUAAUUUGACUCCUUAUUUAUUGCAAAUAGCAGUAGGGAUUCAUGCAAUAUUCGAAGGACUAGCUAUAGGAAUUGAAUCAAAUCUUAGUAGAUGUAUAGGUAUUGCAUUAGCAGUUUUUUGUCAUAAAUGGGUAUGUAUUAAUUAAAUUAUUUAGGCUGAAGGUCUCACAUUAGGAUUGACAUUUAAAAAAGCAAAAGUUACUCAUUCUAAAGCUAAAAAACUGAUAGUUCUAUAAGCUUUGAUGAAUCCAUUAGGUAUUUCAAUUGGGUGGAUUUUAUCAUCAAAUAGAAUUAUAAUAGUGAGUAUCUUUUAUGCAAUAUCAGCUGGAACAUUUUUAUAUAUUUCUACAAUAGAGGUAAUUGUAGAAGAGUUCAAUGUAGCCAGAUACAAGCUUCUCAAGUUUUUAGCUUUUUUAUUGGCUAUUGCUUUUAUAAGUUCAAUUUGGUUAUUGGAACAGAUUGAUUUUUGA
Messenger RNA from Paramecium sonneborni, 1102 nucleotides. The record is from the annotation of a GenBank genome assembly. NCBI's taxonomy places the organism in Eukaryota, Ciliophora, Oligohymenophorea, Peniculida, Parameciidae.